Molecule: messenger RNA, 2849 nt
Organism: Hemiscyllium ocellatum (epaulette shark)
Lineage: Eukaryota; Metazoa; Chordata; Chondrichthyes; Orectolobiformes; Hemiscylliidae
Product: dihydropteridine reductase-like
Exons: 7
Coding region: 90-806 (238 amino acids)
Biological process (GO): tetrahydrobiopterin biosynthetic process; L-phenylalanine catabolic process
Cellular component (GO): cytoplasm
Molecular function (GO): NADPH binding; NADH binding; 6,7-dihydropteridine reductase activity
Source: RefSeq, a predicted model, not a curated record
ACUGUGCAUUAUAUUGAAGGUCUUGGGCUGACGAUUGGAGGUUUGUGAACAAUCUGGGAGAGUGAGGGAGGCGGCAGAGAAAGACAGCAAUGGCAGCAGCUCAUAGAGUCAUCGUGUAUGGAGGAAAGGGAGCUCUGGGCACGAAGUGUGUUGAGUUUUUUAAGUCCAAGCACUGGUGGGUUGCCUCCAUUGAUCUAAUGUCUAAUGAAGAAGCGAAUGCAAAUAUCAUCGUGAAGAUGAGCGAGUCGUUCACUGAGCAGGCGGAGCAGGUUACCACAGAGGUUGCCAGUCUUCUUGGGGAACAGAAGGUGGAUGCCAUUAUCUGUGUAGCAGGAGGGUGGGCUGGUGGCAGUGCAAAGGCAAAAUCUCUUUUUAAAAACGCUGACUUGAUGUGGAAACAGAGUGUGUGGACAUCAACAAUCUCUAGUCAUUUAGCUACAAAACAUCUGAAAGACGAUGGCUUGUUGACACUGACAGGGGCAAGUCCUGCUUUGAAGGGUACAGCAGGAAUGGUGGGCUAUGGCAUGGCAAAGGCAGCUGUUCAUCAGCUCUGUCAGAGUCUAGCUGGAGAGAAAAGUGGAAUGCCCCCUGGAUCUUCAGCACUUGCAAUUCUGCCUGUUACCUUGGACACGCCAAUGAAUAGGAAAUCAAUGCCUAAUGCAGAUUUCAGCUCCUGGACACCAUUAGAAUUUGUUGCUGAAACCUUAUUCAAUUGGACCUUCAGAGAAACCAGACCUACUUCAGGAAGUCUUAUUCAGCUUAUUACAGCUGAGAGCAAAACUGAACUAAUUCCUGCUCAACUUUAAGGUGGAAUUACUGUUGUAAAAGUAUCAAUUGAGAAAUCAAUUUUUUUUUAAAGAAGUGCCAUGAACAUGUUUAGAUCAAGUUGAAUGUUAAAUUCCAAUUUGGUGGGUGAUAGAAAAAUCAAAUAUUUGAUUGGAAAGUUACAGUUUACUGGCUCCUGUACAUAAUUGCCAGUUUUUCCCAUUUAAUUAUUUUGGCUUUCCUGCACCUCUUACUUUUCUUGUCUAAUUAAAUGCAAUAACUUACUUUAUCUCUUUUUAAUGCACAAUGCACCCACAGAGUUAUUUGGAGAAAGAAAGUCAAUUUUCACUGCCCAAAACCUCCUUGUGUCUUAUUUACUUGAGAUAUAUCGCUUAACAAUAACAUGUGCGCUUCACUGUAAUAAAUCCUGUUUCAGGUCAAAAUGACCCAUUUAAAUGUACAGAUGGAUUUUAAACUUUUAUGGUCAUGCUCACUUCCAAAAUUCUUAACGUCACAGAAUUCCAAAAGGGUGAACACCCUGAACAGAAUUCCUACUGGUGGAUGAUUUUGGUUUGAUCCAACAAAUUAUUUUGAGUAAUACAUUCAAUUCAGUGGAAUCCUUUAGAAUUGCAUUGAAAUUUUAGAUUAGAUUACUUACAGUGUGGAAACAGGCCCUUCGGCCCAACAAGUCCACACUGACCCGCUGAAGCGCAACCCACCCAUACCCUUACAUUUACCCCUUACCUAACACUAUGGGCAAUUUAGCAUGACCAAUUCACCUGACCCGCACAUCUUUGGACUGUGGGAGGAAACCGGAGCAUCCGGAGGAAACCCACGCAGACACGGGGAGAACGUGCAAACUCCACACAGUCAGUCGCCUGAGUCGGGAAUUGAACCCGGGUCUUAGGUGCUGUGAGGCAGCAGUGCUAACCACUGUGCCACCGUGCCGCCCAUCCUCCCUGUAACUGGGGCAUAAUGGAGGGCAAUACCAAACAUUCAUAUUUUCAAGAUUGCCACAUCACAAGAGGAAUAUAAACAAAUUUAAGAUCCAUGUGAUUUUUAAAAAAGAAGGCAUUACCAGAAAUCUUCAAUGAACAGAACAGUCACACACACUGACUGUAUUAAUUUAUACCACUACCUCAUUGCUUGCAUCUCGUUAUUUGUUCUUUGCCUUUUCCAGCGAGACCCUGGAAUCAGCAUUAUAUUUUUCUUAGAUUCAACACUCAAUAUUAAUUCUAAACUGGUAUUCACAAAUACUGGAAGUGCUAGUUAAUUCCUCCUGUCAUUUUGUUUACAUGUGCUUGUAAAGUUGUCUUCUUUGAUGCAAAUCAAGAUUUGUCUGUUCCAUAUGUUUGAGCAAAAUGUGAGAAAUAUUGUUUAUUUAAAGACCAUUUAUUUUCCAUAAGCGUUUUGAGGCUUUCAAAAUCAGUUUCCAUAAUUCAUUUUAAUUUAAAAUUAUUCUAAGAUGUCAGAAUUGGUGUGUGAAUAUAUUUGUGAAUGACUAGAAUAAAAACAUAGUAGAAAAACAUGUAUUUUAUACAAUUUUUUUUAACAAGUCCUGUUUUCCAACUGACAGGAAUGUAACUAGUUGCUUGGUACAGUGUUUACUAUUCUCAAACUCGUUACCAGAGUCUUGGGGCAGAUAAUUCAUUCAGUUGCCCAUGAGUUGUUUCUUUUUUUCUCUCAUUCUCUUUUCAUGCCCCAGGCCAGCAAGUUGGGAUAUAGUCCAUGGAAACUAUAUGGAGGAAUCUAGUCUAAUUAUAUGGAAAACGUAUCUUAAAAAUAAUAAAACUCGUCAAGUGUCACCAAGUGUGAAAAUAAAAAGAAAAUUUACUAAUCUGUCAGUUUUACAGUCAGGUCGGAACCAUUUCUGUUUUUAACUUUCUGACAAGUGCUGUAGUUUUGUUUGUCUGUGUGUGUUUCUAGGUAUAACUGUACCAAUACAAACAUGUUACUGCUUUGCACAAAUGUAUUUUUGCAUCUUGUUGCCAUGUACACCUUGACUCAUGAUGUUGUGUAAAAUGGAGAUAUUAAAAUUUACAUCUGAAUGCUGUAGCUUGUCGUGAAUAAAGCAAAUAUAUAUU